AAUUGUUGCGGUCAUAUGUGUUUGUCAACCACGUGACCAUGAAAGAUCCUACGCCAAAUAAGUGAACAACUUAAGUAAAUGGGCCUAACUGGCAGAGACAAUUCAUGACAAAAUCUACCCAACAAAGGGACAACUAAACCCACUGAGGUUUUGGUUUCUCGUCGGGAUCGUCCAAAUGCUCGACAACGUUUCUUCAGCUUUCUUCGCGGUUCCAUGCCACAACUACCAUCUCAUUAACGAUCUCCUUCUUUCUUCAGCUCGCUCCAAAUCCACUGCUAAAGGACUUCAGCUUCAUGGUUAUAUCGUCAAAUCAGGCCUCUUUCUCAUCCCUCUCAUCGCUAACAAUCUCAUCAACUUCUAUUCCAAAUCCCAGCUCCCACUCGAUUCUCUCCGAGCUUUCGACGAAACCCAGCAAAAGAGCGCCACGACUUGGAGCUCCAUCAUCUCCUGCUUCGCCCAGAACGAGCUUCCAUGGAAGUCCCUCGACUUCCUCAGGAAAAUGAUGGCCGGGAACCUCCGCCCUGAUGAUCGUGUUCUCCCGUCGGCUACUAAGUCCUGUGCCAUUCUCAGUCGUUCUGAUGUGGGAAGAUCGGUUCACUGUCUCUCGAUGAAGAGUGGGUACGAGUCCGAUGUCUUCGUGGGGACUUCUCUUGUCGACAUGUAUGGGAAAUGUGGAGAGGUUGCUGAUGCGAGGAAGGUGUUCGACGAAAUGCCUCACAGAAAUGUUGUUACUUGGAGUGCGAUGAUUUAUGGGUAUGCACAGAUGGGUGAGAACGAGGAAGCUUUGUUGAUGUUUAAAGAAGCUUUGUUUGAUAAUCUUGAAGUCAAUGAUCACUCAUUUUCAAGUGUCAUCAGUGUCUGCGCUAACUCGACCCUUCUUGAGUUAGGCAGACAGGUUCAAGGUUUGUGUAUUAAGUCAAACUUCGACUCGUCUAGCUUCGUGGGAAGCUCUUUAGUCUCGUUGUAUUCAAAAUGUGGUGUUCUAGAAGGAGCUUAUCAAGCCUUCCGCGAGACCCCCGUGAAGAAUCUUGGGAUUUGGAACGCGAUGCUCAAGGCCUGUGCGCAACACUCGCACGUUCAACAAGUUAUAGAGUUGUUUAAGAAGAUGAAACGGUCUGGGUUGAAACCAAAUUUUAUAACUUUUCUGAACGUGCUCAAUGCUUGUAGCCAUGCGGGUUUGGUGGACGAAGGGAGGUACUACUUUGAUAUAAUGAAGGAAGAAUAUAGAAUCGAGCCGACGGAUAAGCAUUACGCUUCCUUGGUGGAUAUGUUGGCACGAGCUGGUAAGCUACAAGAAGCCCUCGAAGUCAUCACGAAUAUGCCUAUCGAUCCCACGGAAUCAGUGUGGGGAGCUUUACUCACGGGGUGUACACUCCACAAGAACACAGAGCUUGCAGCGUUUGCAGCAGACAAGGUCUUUGAACUAGGACCAGUGAGUUCCGGUAUGCACAUUUCGCUAUCCAAUGCUUAUGCAGCCGAUGGUAGAUUCGAAGACGCAGCCAAAGCUAGAAAGUUGCUUCGAGACAGAGGGGAGAAGAAGGAAACAGGACUAAGUUGGGUUGAAGAAAGGAACAGAGUUCAUACAUUUGCAGCUGGAGAGAGACGACACGAGAUGAGCAAGGAGAUCUACGAGAAGCUGGCUGAGUUAGGGGAAGAGAUGGAGAAAGUGGGUUACGUUGCAGACACGAGCUUUGUUCUGAGAGAAGUGGAUGGAGACGAGAAGAAUCAGACCAUCAGGUAUCAUAGCGAGAGGUUAGCUAUUGCUUUUGGGCUGAUCACGUUUCCGGCGGAUAGGCCGAUCAGGGUGAUUAAGAACCUGCGAGUGUGCGGGGAUUGUCAUAAUGCGAUCAAGUUCAUGUCGGUAUGUACGGGGCGAGUGAUCAUUGUGAGAGAUAACAAUCGGUUUCAUCGGUUCGAAGGUGGCAAGUGUUCUUGUAAUGACUAUUGGUGAAGGACAAAUGAGAAUUGGUUUAUAUUUUUAAACAUAACGGCUAGCGGGCGGCUUCUUCUUGUUCUUGAUCAGAUUUGUAGGACAAAAUCAUAAUGAUUUCGAAAUACCAUCAUAAUUGUUUUAUUA
This is a messenger RNA of Brassica napus (rape), 2077 nucleotides long. Its product is annotated as putative pentatricopeptide repeat-containing protein At5g52630. Gene Ontology annotation, biological process: RNA modification. NCBI's taxonomy places the organism in Eukaryota, Viridiplantae, Streptophyta, Magnoliopsida, Brassicales, Brassicaceae. Gene Ontology annotation, molecular function: zinc ion binding; protein binding; RNA binding. The record is from RefSeq and is a predicted model, not a curated record. The transcript has a single exon. The coding region runs from base 176 to 1951 and encodes 591 amino acids.